GCUCCUCUGGGUGUAGCAACAUGGCUGCCCGGCGUUCACCGGAAGCAGGAAGUGCCACCGGACGUGACUGUGUAGCCGCCAGAGCUGACUCCCCUAACGAUGGCUGGUCGUGUGUCGUUGUGUAUGCUGCUGCUGGCCGCGCUGCUGGUCUCGGUGCUGGGCGGUGCUUUUCCAGCUAGUGCUGAAAAAAAUUCAUCAGAAAAUAAAAAUGUUGCGAAUCCGGAGGGAAAUAAGAGCCAAGGAACAAACCCUGUAGAAAAUAAGGGUGAAGGGACAAAGUUGGAAGAGAGAAAGCCGAAGGAGGUGGGGAAGACAGAGCCAGAGAAUAAUAAGGGGGUAGAGACCAAUCUGGCGAAGGAUAAGGGGGUAGAGACAAAUCCCCCGAAGGACAAGGGAGGAGAGACCAAACCCCCCAAGGAAAAGGAGGUAGAGACCAAUCCCCCCAAGGAAAAGGGGGUAGAGACCAACCCCCCCAAGGAAAAGGGGGUAGAGACCAACCCCCCCAAGGAAAAGGGGGUAGAGACCAACCCCCCCAAGGAAAAGGGGGUAGAGACCAAUCCUCCCAAGGAAAAGGGGGUAGAGACCAAUCCCCCCAAGGAAAAGGGGGUAGAGACCAAUCCCCCCAAGGAAAAGGGGGUAGAGACCAAUCCCCCCAAGGAAAAGGGGGUAGAGACCAACCCCCCCAAGGAAAAGGGGGUAGAGACCAACCCCCCCAAGGAAAAGGGGGUAGAGACCAACCCCCCCAAGGAAAAGGGGGUAGAGACCAAUCCCCCCAAGGAAAAGGGGGUAGAGACCAAUCCCCCCAAGGAAAAGGGGGUAGAGACCAAUCCCCCCAAGGAAAAGGGGGUAGAGACCAAUCCCCCCAAGGAAAAGGGGGUAGAGACCAAUCCCCCCAAGGAAAAGGAGGUAGAGACCAAUCCCGCCAACGACCCAGGAAAGCAAAAUGGAGGUGCGACAGACCCGGAAUCCAGUAAGGGCGUACAUACAAAGACCGAGGAAAAUGAAGACAAAAUGACAAAGCUGGUGGAGAAUGAGGUGACAGUGAAACAGCAGGAUAAUAGUGAAGAGGAAGCGCCAGAGGGGAAUGAGACCGCCGAAAAUACUAAUGAGGAGGAGAAGAAUGAAGAUGAGCUAAAGCGGUUAGACACAGAAGGAAAUGAUAUGAAUGAUGACAAUGAUUCGGACAUUGGUGAUCUAGAGAAUCAACACUCUCCAAGCCAGAAAGAAAAGGAUCUCUUUGGAAAUAAUGAUAAAACUGCCCUGCAGGAAGAAUCCGAAAGCAGCCAUUUCUUUGCCUAUCUUGUGACCUCUGCUAUCCUGGUUGCUGUGCUGUACAUCGGGUAUCACAAUAAACGCAAGAUCAUCGCUUUUGCGCUUGAAGGGAAGCGCUCGAGAAAUGGCAGACGACCAAAUUCAGGGGAGUACCAGCGAUUGGAGCACAAGAUUUAAGCCAUCUUUUUUUGCUCCUGCCCUGAAGCUGCCAACUGGGAAGAUGAGCGAACUGUGGUCUCUCCCGCUUCACCAAGCGUUCCCCACUUACGAUUGUUGGGGAACGUAACACUUUGUCCGCACGCCCAUGUCACCUAGUUUACCUGCACGACUACACUUACAUCUGUAUUGGGGAAGACAUUUUUAUUGGGUCACAGUUAAACUAUAUUUGCACAUGUACAAAUCUCUUGUUAAAUCUGUCUGGCCACGAACAGGGAUGUUCUAUGAAAAACACGGCGAAGGGAGUAAUAAUGUGUUACAGCAUUGUAACGUUAUAGUUUAUUCUAUAAAAAUAGAAGUACAGUAAAAAAAUGUAUGAUGGGUGUGGGGAUUUUCUAGCGUACAGUUAAAAGGUCUUAUAAUUCUGUAACAUAUGGUGUAAGCAUUGCUCCGUCUUCUCUCUACAGCGCUUCUCAUUGUAGAGUAGCUUUUUUGUUGUAGAACCUCUUCUGUAACUUGAUUUAUACUCCAGUUCUAUCAAGCUUUACAUUUUAGGAAAAACCAAGCGCGUCCGUUAGACUCAUCUGCGUUAACGUUAGUUUUUAUUAAAAGUCUAAUAACAUUUUCUUUAAAUGAAUUUACACAACUUACAGCCACUCCCAUUAAUUUAGAAUAUUCCUUCAAAGUACAAAUAGUGCUUUAAAAUAGUUGUAAUGUCCAAUUAUUUUCUUUUAUAGUAUGAAUUAUCUUUUUUUUAUUUUUUAUAAUUGGAUCGCCUUUCGAGAGCUUCAUUUCUAGUCAUGGUACACCGAAACGGGUAGCUACUGCCACUGAGCAUCAUUGGUGAUGUAGUUCAGGACAUAGCGGGACUCUGCUCGGCCUGGCGCAGUGGGGGAGGAAAGCAGCUUAUUUUAGGACUCUCUCUUGCACUAUGUACAAAGAAAUUGUUACGCAUAUUCCUGUUUGUUAUGUGGUAUCUGCUGGCUCGGGGUAUCAAAAUUAGGGCAUUUUGCACUAAGUAGCUAAUUUAGGAUUUUAGUGGCUGGUUUUUAUGUAGGUCUCUGCUUUUAACAUGGAUGUAACCUGUUUAAAAUGUGAUUUGCUAUAUCAAGCAAGGGGUAUAUUAAUAUGAAAUUAUAUAUCAGGGUUGUAUAACUAGUCACUGAUUAUUAGUAACUGGGCAGGCUUUAUGGAUAUCCUGGAAUAGUGAAACGUGAUAAUAGCUAACAAUAUUAGCCCUUAAAGUUGACCUGCUGUUUCAAUGAUUGCAGUACAGAGACAAUUAAGUUACACGCGGAGAGCAGAGCUGGAUAAAUCCUAGGUACCCACAGCAUUUAACUAUAUGUUGUGUUUAAAUUUUUUGUUAGACUGUACUCUCACUACCCCUUUUAUACCUCCCUUGCGACCUGGGUUAUUGCCGGUCGACCUGGGUAGGGUUUUUGGUGUAAAAGGGCUCUUGUGUCGAGUGCCCCCGCCAUUUCAACCCGGGUAGCUUGCAGGUUUUAACAUGGGAGAUACCUGGGUUACAGGGCAGUGAGAACAGGCAACUCGGGUCCCUUUCAAGCCCCAUGGAGAGCCGACUCAUCGGCGCUUGGAGAUUGUCAUCUCCAAGUGCCGGCUCAGGAGAAGCAUUGGCAAUAUCCCGGUCCAGCAUGCAGUGUGAGCAGGUUUCAAGACGCUGUGGCACGGCUUGAAACCUGUGUUAUGUGACCCUAGCUGAACCCAGGAAAUCCAUGUAAAAGGGGUAUGGACCAGUUUUCCAAAUUCCGCUACUACAGUCCAGGUUUUAAGGCUAUCCGUACUUGACUACAGGUGACUUAAUUAGUACCUCAGUAAAUUUAAAUUAAACUACCUGGGCUUGGGCUUAGAUAUCCUUAAAACCUGGGCAGUAAUGGCGGAGUUUGGGAGACUACAGUAAACCCCUUUUUUGCAGACUAUGAUAUCUGAAUGUGUCUGUCUCCUAAAUGCUACAUUAUUGUUUCUUGCUCUGCUGUGAGGUAAAACUAGGGCCUAGCAGAAAGCAUUCACAUACAGUAAAAUGACAUAUUGCACUGCCAAAAAUACCCUCACUAUUUUGUUUUCCUGUUAAUUAAUAAUGUUUUUAUGUUAGGUAGUAUUAUUUUGUUUAUUUUUUUUGUAAUUUAGUGUCAAAUGAAUAUCGCACGAUUAGUACAUCACUAUUCCCUUUGGGCAGGAUGUUUUUUUAUUAUUAUUUUUUAACUUAUUUCAGAUUUAAUAUAUGAGGUAAUAUGGUAGAUAUAUACUUAGGGCAGAGGUUCUCAAAUGCGGUCCUCAAAGCACCCCAACGGUCCAGGUUUUAAGUACAUCCAUGCUUGGCCCAUACUUGCCUACCUGACCCUCUCCAUGAGGGAGAAAAUGCUCUGUUCCUGGACUUUUCUGGUAAUGUAUGAUUGCCAUCACCUGUGGUGAAACACCUUUCUUAUCAAUUACCUAGCU
Molecule: messenger RNA, 3885 nt
Organism: Pseudophryne corroboree (corroboree frog)
Lineage: Eukaryota; Metazoa; Chordata; Amphibia; Anura; Myobatrachidae
Gene: TGOLN2
Product: trans-golgi network protein 2
Exons: 4
Coding region: 100-1449 (449 amino acids)
Source: RefSeq, a predicted model, not a curated record